This is a messenger RNA of Trypanosoma grayi, 1563 nucleotides long. RefSeq names its product putative protein kinase. The transcript has a single exon. Gene Ontology annotation, biological process: peptidyl-serine phosphorylation; intracellular signal transduction. The record is from RefSeq and is a predicted model, not a curated record. Bases 1 to 1563 code for a protein of 520 amino acids. Lineage: Eukaryota; Euglenozoa; Kinetoplastea; Trypanosomatida; Trypanosomatidae. Gene Ontology annotation, molecular function: protein serine/threonine kinase activity; ATP binding.
AUGUCAAACCGCGCGCCUGCGGCGUGCACGACGUUCGACGCACAACAGCUAGGCCUUGCAGACGCGCAACCGAUCGGUUCUGGUGCUGUCUCGCACGUGGUGCGCAGCACGCUCAGCUUUCCGCACCGCACCCCUAUAGCAGUGAAGAUACUUUCCAAGGUGCAGCUGCUGCAGCAGAGCAAGGUGCAGUCGGCGAUGAACGAGAAGCGGGUCCUUGUGGAGAUGGGACCGCAUCCCUUCAUCGCCCGCCUGUAUGGCACUAGUCAGUCGACUGAUGAGCUGUACUUCGUCAUGGAGUACCUUCCGCAUGGGGACUUGCUAGAGCACAUCCGCACGCGCGUCGCGCGUCGCACAGCUGUUGGUCUGACGGAAGAGGCCGCAUUGACUACGAGCCUGCAGCGUGGAACUUCACACUCAAAUAUGUCAAUCCCCUGCUUGGACUUCCAUGACAUUCAGCUUAUCACGGCACAGAUUCUCGUUGGACUCGCGCACGUCUUCGCCAAGGGCUUUGUGCUGCGCGACCUCAAGCCAGAGAAUAUCGCAUUCGACAGUAAGUACCGUGUGUGUCUUCUCGAUUUUGACACUGUGGACGUGGAAGGAAUGACGCAGCUGCCGCAUUCAAACAAAGGAGUUGCGCUGUGCAAUGGAUCCACAAGGGAAAAAAUGGGCGAACCGAAGCGCCGCCUCACUGUCUCUUCCAUACAAUCGAUGCGUAAAAUGACAGCUCACUUCUGCGGUACGGCACAGUACGUAUCACCUGAAAUGAUUGGGCAGUGCAAGUGGAGCUACAGCAGUGAUCUCUGGGCUUUGGGGACAAUAGUGUACGAGAUGGUGUACGGCACGCACAUGUUCCCAGGAUGCAAUACGUUUGCGGUGAUGAAGCGUGUAGUAGCUGGCGUGCAGUGUGGAGAAGUCCCGUUCCCGCAAGUCGAUCUUGGCCCGGAGACAGACGCGUUUGAGCGUGUCAAGGACUUCAUCCUCAAGCUAUGUUGCACAGACCCCACCCAGCGGCUGGGCGUGGACCCUGAGACAGGGCUGUUCGACGAAGAGGCGGUGCGACGGCACCCGUUAUUUGGCGACUUCUCCUGGGAAGUCCUGGAUGAGCACGUGAAGAGCUACCGGCCGCCUGUUGUGAACCCACCAGCGGCAGGAGCAACAACGGCGAAGAAAACGAUAGAAACAGCAGCAACAGAACCGGUGGGAUUAGCAUGUGGGCCUGCCGCAUUAGGCCCACUUCCACCGCAGGUGCUCGAUGAUGGCACCGCGUCAUUAGAAUCGCACUACCAUACUCUCCCUGUGCAUGAUCCGGAGUACGCCAGGUACGUGUUUGCGGCGACCGCCGAUGCUAACCCGUUUGAGCAGUGGGCGCGGGCGGCAUCGGGUGACACGCGUGGCGACGGCGCGCAGGAGACGUCGUCCCAUGAAGGGGGCUGCAAAUGUGGUGCGUCUGAAAAUUCUGAUGAUGCCCGGGUGGACGCCAACGACGAGGAAUCGGAUGUGAUUGACGAUGUCGGGGUGAGGUUUUUUGGCAACGUUCACCCGGACUUUGCGGACGUCGUAUAA